This is a messenger RNA of Sinocyclocheilus anshuiensis, 1551 nucleotides long. Its product is annotated as regulator of G-protein signaling 7-binding protein B-like. The record is from RefSeq and is a predicted model, not a curated record. Bases 228 to 983 code for a protein of 251 amino acids. The transcript has 6 exons. Lineage: Eukaryota; Metazoa; Chordata; Actinopteri; Cypriniformes; Cyprinidae.
CCGCAGCUGUGGCGUUCCAGCGACGCUCGGCCCUCGACAGGGGUGAAGGUGACUCGCCUGUUGGUGCGGGAGAUGCAGAGGAAGCGUCGCGGACGCUCGCUCGGCUCCGUCACAUCACUAAUCAUCGAAACAAUCCGCAUCCAAGGUUCGACCUCACCCUCUCAUCGAGGACAGACUGAUUAAAGACAUUUUCUCAGUGAGGUGGUUUUAUUCGUGGAUGCGUAUGCAUGUGUUCUGCACCGAACGGGCGAAAGAACCGCCCCAGAUCCGCAGCCAACGUUUUUCAAAUCGGCAAGACUUCGGUGAGGGAUCUGGAACGCCGGGAGAGCACCGAGAGCACGCGAAGAGCUCAGCGGGCGAUGGAUGACUGUAGAACGACCGUUCAGGAGUUCAACACUCUUGUGGCUCUCUAUCGUGAGCAGGUCAUCUCCAUAGGCGAGAAUACAAUCGACUGUCCUUCUUUAAGGGCACAGAUGCACAAGACUCGCAUCAAAGGAUGCGCCGUAGCCCGGUCUGCCUAUCAAAACCUCAUCGCAAUCUCUGGGCCAGAGGAUGGUGAAAUCCACCCAGAAAUAUGCAGAUUGUUCAUCCAGCUUCAGUGCUGCAUGGAGAUGUACAUUACAGAGAUGCUCAAGUCUAUGUGCCUGUUGGGUGUUCUGCAGCUCCAUAGGAAAGGAAACGAUGUGUGUCCUGAGCCAAACAUGGAAUGCAAGGUCGACGAGAGCUCUGAUGUGCCGAUGCUGGAAGAUCAAUCAUCGUCACCUGUGGAUUUUCCGCAGGAUUCCUGGGUCGUGUGCACAGACAUUGAGAAUAUAGAGAGUGAUAUGCGAGAAAUGAGAAACCUUUUAAGCAAACUCAGGGAGACAAUGCCUUUGCCACUGAAAAAUCAAGAUGACAGCAGUCUGCUAAAUCUGACUCCUUAUCCACUGGUGAGGCAGAGGAAGAGGCGAUUCUCCGGGCUUUGUUGCCUUGUGUCUGGCUGAACCUUCAAUACUCUCAGUCUCAAGUCUUCUUUUCUGAUCAUUGAUCAAUUUACGCUUCACUCGUCUCCUUCGUGUCUCUGGAACUGUUUUGCUAAUGUAACUUGUCCUUGGACUGUCUCAAAACUACAUAAUCCCUUGUUGGAGGACAGAAUCCCCUUGACUCAAAACCCUGCCUAUUGAGUUUUUAAGCAAAAUCAAUUGUCUAUUUUUAGUUUCCAAGAGAGGUUCAUUCUUUGUCAUGUGCUGUGAAACCAUAUGAUUGUACAAAAAAGCAAGAGAAUGAAGUAAAAUGACAUCUGUCUCUGAUUUUCUUUUAUCAUAGUCAUAGAGUUUGUUGUCAGUGAAAGGGCACGUUUAGUUAUAGGAUUGCUGUAUUUCAUCUUCUUGCUUCUUGUUUUUUUCUUCUAUAUAAAUUUAGUCACUGCAAUGCUUUUCAUUUAGUCUUCCAUAAAGGGGAAAUGUUGUAAAAAUUAUAUUAGUCAUUUUAAGGGCACAAGAGCGCUCUGCACUAAAGCCAUUGCUAUUUCAUUCUAAGCUUGAAAUAAAUAUAACACAAUAAAAUUCACUA